This is a messenger RNA of Ogataea philodendri, 630 nucleotides long. RefSeq lists its product as uncharacterized. The transcript has 2 exons. Gene Ontology annotation, molecular function: structural constituent of ribosome; RNA binding. The record is from RefSeq and is a predicted model, not a curated record. Bases 1 to 630 code for a protein of 209 amino acids. NCBI's taxonomy places the organism in Eukaryota, Fungi, Ascomycota, Pichiomycetes, Pichiales, Pichiaceae. Gene Ontology annotation, cellular component: cytosolic large ribosomal subunit; ribosome. Gene Ontology annotation, biological process: translation.
AUGGGAAGAGAUCACACCUCCAAGCAGCACAUCAGAUCUGGCCACAGAAAGGCCCCAAAGUCGGAGAACGUUUACCUCAAGUCGUUGGUGAAACUUUACUCCUUCUUGGCUCGUAGUUCCGCGAGUGCGACUUUGAGCAAAAUUGGAAUAGUCAUCCAUCCUUUUACUAACUUUAUUUCAGGUCGUACUGAUGCUCCAUUCAACAAGCUCGUCCUCAAGUCUUUGUUCCUUUCCAAGAUCAACAGACCACCAGUUUCCGUCUCCAGAAUCGCCAAGGCUUUGUCUCAACCAGGUUCUGCUGACAAGACUGUUGUCGUUGUUGGAACUGUCACUGACGAUGUCAGACUCCUCAAGUUCCCAAAGGCCACUGUUGCUGCUCUGAGAUUCACCAGCGGUGCCAAGGAGACCAUCCUGAAGAACGGUGGUGAGGCCAUCACCCUCGACCAAUUGGCUCUUAGAGCUCCAACUGGUUCCAACACCUUGACUGUCAGAGGUCCAAGAAGCGCCAGAGAGGCUGUCAGACACUUCGGCUUCGGCCCACACAAGGGUAAGGCUCCAAGAAUCAUGUCCAAGGGCAGAAAGUUCGAGAGAGCUAGAGGUAGAAGAAGAUCUAGAGGAUUCAAGGUCUAA